This is a messenger RNA of Equus quagga, 2702 nucleotides long. It is a transcript of the gene KLF16, whose product is annotated as KLF transcription factor 16. Gene Ontology annotation, biological process: regulation of transcription by RNA polymerase II. Bases 157 to 579 code for a protein of 140 amino acids. NCBI's taxonomy places the organism in Eukaryota, Metazoa, Chordata, Mammalia, Perissodactyla, Equidae. The record is from RefSeq and is a predicted model, not a curated record. Gene Ontology annotation, molecular function: RNA polymerase II cis-regulatory region sequence-specific DNA binding; DNA-binding transcription factor activity, RNA polymerase II-specific. The transcript has 2 exons.
GGAAGCCUCGCAGCGUGGUACCAGCCACCCACCCACGUGUGCACGUGCGCUCCCCAGCAACCGGGGUGGGGCGGGGCGGCAGGCGUCCAGACCCGCGAGGCGACCCCCGCCCAGGCGGGAGCGAGACCACGUGAGCGGGGCCGGCUGGGGCUGCGGAUGUCCCCGCCGCCGCCAAGCUACGUGCGGCAGCUGUGUCCCCGGCGGCUGCCUGCGUCCUGCCCCGGCGGCGCGCUGGCACCGCUCUUGGAACCUGCUGGUUGCAAAGUGGAACCGCGGGGCGGAGUGGAGGGUGAGCGCCCCUUCGCCUGCGACUGGCCGGGCUGCGACAAGAAGUUCGCGCGCUCCGACGAGCUGGCCCGCCACCACCGGACGCACACGGGCGAGAAGCGCUUCCCCUGCCCGCUCUGCUCCAAGCGCUUCACCCGCAGCGACCACCUGACCAAGCACGCGCGCCGCCACCCCGGCUUCCGCCCGGAACUGCUCCGGCGCCCGGGCGCCCGCAGCUCCUCGCCCAGCGACUCUCUGCCCUGCAGCCCCGCACCCAGCCCGGCGCCCAGCCCGGCCCCCGCCGGCCUGUAGGGCCCGGCCCGCCCGCCCUGAGCGCGCCCUCGCAGGGCCGGGCAUGGAACACCAGCAUCACGCCUGCUGUCUAGGGCCCGGGGCGGGGCUCGCACCCACGGGUCAGCCCAGCCCCUUCCAGCGUUCCCCUGAGGGCCCCGAAGAUGCCCCUGCCCCGCCUCGAGAAACCAAGGAGGGGGAGCUGAGACUGCACGGGGUCACCCGGGCCUCAGAGGGGUGGCUGGAGCCCGCGUCUGUAAAUAGCCAGGAUCUUUGAUUUUCUUUCCAUCUGUUAAACGGAGACCCCAGGCGGGUGGCUGGCGGGCGCUCCCCCCCCCCCCUUCCCCACCUCCCUGCUUUGGCGGGGGUGGGGGAUGGGUCUUGGGAGGGGGGCAGAAAAGGCGCCCCCUUAACCAGCGCUCAGACUCAGCCCCCAGGCCCCUCGCUCCAGGUUGGGAUGAAGUGUGCUAAUAGCCAUAGAUGAACCAGGGGUUGUCGCGGCCCCUGCCUGUCCCCACCCCCCCAACCCCACCUGGGGCCCCUCACCCCACCGAAAGCCAUUGGAAACGUUCAGGGAACGGGGUGCGGCCCUGCCGCCCCCUCUCGGGUACGCAAUCUCAGGUGUCCACAGGUUCUGCCCCACUGCCCACUGUGGCGGGGGGGGGGGGGGGGGGGGCGGGGGGCCCGCCCAGCGCCGCAGCGGCAGGGGCAGGGGCAGGGCGUGGUGAGGUGGUAGGGUUUCCAUAGGGGUCCGCAUUUUGCUUCUGAGAUUUUGGGGGGAGGGAGGGGAACUGGGGUUCUUCCAAAGAGCAUUUGACUCACUUUUGGGGAGAGGCGCAUAUCAUGAGAUGGGAACGCAACGCCGGCUUAUUUAUUUUUUUCUGUCCAUGCUGGCCUGGGGGGCCGCGGGGCCCCCUCUGGGUGGGUGUGUGAGUGCGUGAGUGAGAAAGACUGCAGGGGAAGCUGGCGCCCCGCCCAGCUCCCUGCUUCUGCCGGGGUAGGGUCCCCGACUUUGGCCUUCCACAGCAUCAUGUGACAAUCAGUCCCUCUUGUUUGGGACCACGACAGCCAUUGGGAGAAGUGUGCCCCCUCCCAGCCCUGCAGGUGGGGGCUGGGCGCCCUGGCCCCUCCCCUUGUGCCGCGAGGCCCCUGGACCCGCGGUUGAGGUCCCGCCCACGGGGACUCGAGGCAGGCGGGCUGACCCCCGGACCCCCUGGGAUAGCUCGUUUUUUUUGGACCGGGUAGAAUAUUUUUUCAGGCGCCGAUCGCUUUUUUGAUCCGGGCCCCCGUGGGUGGUCCGUCGUCCUCAGGGGGGUUGUGGUGGGGGGGAGGGUCUCCAUGAACUGAACUUAGGGUGGGGAGGGCUCAACGCCCCAUCGUCUCCUAGUGUCUUCCCACUGUGGCUUCGGUUGGAUUCAUUUUGGACUGAGGACUCCCAUCCUGGAACGGGAAGGGACCCCCUGCUCCCUGCCCUGAGACCCCGACAGGGACACCCCCCACCCCACCGUUGGCUGCAGGAGAUUCGUCUCUCCUCCGUCUGUUCCCGAAGCAUUCCUGUCUCCCCAGUGGGGACUGCGGGGCUUGGAUGGCGGUGACGUGGACCCGGCCCCCGGCCUGGCAGGAUCCAGGGAUGGGGGUCCGGGGUCCCGGGGAGGGGGGCGGGGUGGGCGGGGUCUUCCGGCUCGCCCCCCCCCCCCCCACCGCAUGUCCUUGCGGGGCAGGUCCAUCAGUCCGCAAACGCUCCCUUUCGGCAGCAUUGGUCAGAUGCCUUAGUCCGUGGGGUGGGGGGCAGGCCGGGGCCCCGUUUUCCUUUGUGUCUGCCUGGACGUCCCCUUAGUUGCCCCAGCCCUGGCCGGCGCCUGUCCCCAGGGGUAGGCCAGUGGGUCCGAGGGCCCAGGAAGCCAAGAACUCGUCCCCGGUCCCUCUCCAGUGUCCAGGGGCCUGGAGAGCCCCGCGCCCCGCCUCCCGCAAGGGGCCGGUGGUCAUUGGGACCUGGUUUCAGCCAUUUAGCUGUGGCCCCUCGACGGGGUGUGGGGGGAGGAGGGGAGGGCCCCAAGGGACUUACGCUUUCGGGUGGCGCCCCUCCCCCUGCCCUGCCUGGCCUCAUCCUCGUAUUUAAUUAAUUAAAACAAGCCCUUUUUUAA